This is a messenger RNA of Corylus avellana, 1732 nucleotides long. RefSeq names its product SET domain group 4 (gene SDG4). Gene Ontology annotation, cellular component: nucleus. Lineage: Eukaryota; Viridiplantae; Streptophyta; Magnoliopsida; Fagales; Betulaceae. Gene Ontology annotation, molecular function: protein binding; histone methyltransferase activity. The record is from RefSeq and is a predicted model, not a curated record.
ACACACAUCUAUACAUACAACUUUCUAGGGUUUCGUUUUCUUCUCAAAACCAUGCCAGACCUUGGAAAUCUCUCUUACUCAGCUUCUCUGACUCUUACUCGUUGCCCUAGCUUCAAGCCGGUGACUGACACUCCCGAUCCGGGCAGUACUCAAUGCCCUACCUCCGUCCAACCCCUAGGCGAGGACUGCGAUCCGGAGCAGAGGUUGUGGUUUCCGUUGCUGCACAAAAGGGAGGUCAGCAGUGGGAAUGGAAUUAGGGUUUUGAGGAGGAGCCGGGGCUCGUUGGACCGGGCAAAGAAGGCCUCCAAUGGGAAGGGCUUGGAGGACCACGUGAGGGCUUGGGUUCAAAGGAAGAUGGAAUCAGGGGUUCCCGAGUCGCGGUGCUCUCUUCCUUUCCUCGUUGGCGCUCCGAAAAUGGUUGAAUGUCUUGUUUGCCACAAUCUUAUCUACCCCGGGGAGGAGCUAUUGUGCUCUGUUCGUGGUUGUCAAGGAGUCUACCACAUACAAUGUGCAAAGGCAAAGCUUCAGGUCUUAAAUCUGAAAAAAUUCAAGUGCCCACAACAUACAUGCUACAUUUGCAAACAGAGGCUACAUUGGCGGUGUGUGCGAUGCCCAAUGGCGUCACAUGACAAGUGUGCAGCAUGGCCGGACAAAGUGAUGCAUCUAGAAAGCCAACCGGGCAAAGCUAUUUGCUGGAGGCAUCCUACUGAUUGGCGGUUGGAUAGAAAGCAUGCAGCUUGGACAAGUGACAUAGAGGAAGUUUUUUGUGGCUUGCCUUUGCCUUAUGUUGAUGAGGAGUUCAAGAUUGACUUGACAUGGAAAGACAUGGAGAAUAAGAUGGAACUACCUCCCUAUGUGCACAUCAGGCGCAAUAUAUAUCUAGUCAAGAAGAAGCGUAAUGAUGCAGAUGAUGAUAUUGGAUGCACAAAUUGCAGUUCUACAUGCUCUGACGAUUGUGUUUGCAGGGGUCAAUGCAUAAGCUGCUCCAAGGCUUGUCGUUGCUCAGAAAAUUGCACAAACCGGCCAUUUCGCAAGGAGAAAAAGAUCAACAUUGUCAAGACAGAAUUUUGUGGUUGGGGAGUAGUGGCUGCUGAAAAAAUCAAUAAAGGAGAUUUUAUAAUUGAGUACAUUGGGGAAGUUAUUGAUGAUGCUCUGUGUGAGCAAAGACUUUGGGACAUGAAAUAUAAAGGUGCACAGAAUUUUUACAUGUGCGAAAUUCGAAAAGACUUCACAAUUGAUGCAACUUUCAAGGGGAAUGCAUCUCGAUUUUUAAAUCAUGGUUGCGAUCCCAACUGUGUUCUGGAGAAGUGGCAAGUUGAGGGAGAAAUACGUGUUGGUGUGUUUGCUGCGCGGUCAGUCGACAUUGGAGAGCCAUUAACAUAUGAUUACAGAUUUGUGCAAUUUGGACCAGAGGUGAAGUGCCAAUGUGGAGCUCCAAAUUGUCAAGGCUAUCUUGGAACCAAAAAAAAGAUUGGUAAGGUGGACAUUUGCUGGGGCUCAAAACGGAGGAGAUCAACUGCUUGCAUAGCUAUCAUAACGGUAUGAUUUGUAUCAAGCAAUAUGUUACAUAGGUGGGAUGGAUGGUCGUGUUAUAUGCCACUUCCCAUAAAAUUUGGCAAAUGAAAAAUUAAAAAGAAAAAAAAAAAAGGGUGGAGAAGUAGAAAGUAGUCUCUUGUCAUUCUUCCAACAUUCCAGCUAUGACAUCCUCUCCAGAUGAAAAAAUAAAAAAAGA